ACACCAAAUCACAAAAUAAACACUUGUGCAAGUCAAACAAUGGACAUUCCGCCACAGGAGUUUUUUUUUUUCUUCACAGGGAAGUGGUCCACUGAGCUGGACGACGUGCUGUUAGCAUCAGCUGUGCGCAAGAAGGAAAACUUACUUGUGGAAGGUCCUGGCGUACCAGAAAGUGUCAUAUCCAUGGCUGGUGUGAAGAUUCAUGCUGACUUUGGGGUUAUGAUCACCCAGUCAGAGAUGGAGAGGGUGCAGCUGCUCGAGACAUGUUUUCGGAUGUUGAAAGCGGUCGUGGCAACCCCUGGAGUUGCUUGGGUACCCAAAACGAAGGAUGUCAACACCGAAGAUCGUGUGUGGAUUCAGAUAUUUGAGACGAACCUGUUUGCCACCACGAACUACCAUCAAGACGAACCGGAGUUCAAUCGCCUACCCAUCCUCUUCGUCCCUACAGACGUGAAGAUCAAAGCAUCAGAAGGAUUGAAGGAAGUGAUCCAGAAAGAAAUCGUGAUUCUGUCCGACACCACCGACAACCGCCGCAAUGUGAUCAACAUUUCUGACAAUGACUCCACAUUCUCGGAGGAGGUCAACUCCCCUGCUAAUCUUGUAUGUGAAAAGGUUAGGCGCAAGUUAUUCGAUGGCUAAGAAGCAGAAGCAUCGGAUCAUGAGUCGUCAAACAGGACACCAACUUACUUCUACGUGCUAGGUCCGAAUGGGAAACCGGUCAGGAAGAUGUUACUCACGCGUAAACUGCCUGUUUAGAUUCACGUUCCUAGUCCAAACUCAUCUCCUGGAGGAUCAUCACAAGCUUCGAAUAAUCCAUUCCCACUGACUGAUCAAAUUGGGAGUUGAAGUUGUUGAUAAAGAUGCUUCUCUGAUAUUCAGUAAUCGAGAGGAGUAUUAAGUAAUAUUAUCUAAGUGGCAAUGGCAUGACAUAUACAAACAGAUCUUUUGCUCUCUUUUGUUUGGCUAAUUGUUUCAUUAGAAAUACCUAGGUACGUAUGGAAAUCAGUUUGUUUGCAUGAAGGUAGAGCUUCAAUUAAAUUGUGCUUAUGAAGUGGAGCGUGUAGUACCGUGUACCUUGUAAAUUAAAUUGUGGAAGUAUUAUCAAAAUGAAGUUCAACAAGUAA
Salvia splendens (bonfire salvia) is the source of this 1124-nucleotide messenger RNA. RefSeq lists its product as uncharacterized. The coding region runs from base 40 to 639 and encodes 199 amino acids. The record is from RefSeq and is a predicted model, not a curated record. The transcript has 2 exons. Lineage: Eukaryota; Viridiplantae; Streptophyta; Magnoliopsida; Lamiales; Lamiaceae.